AUUGAGAGACUUUUUUGUAAAACUCUGAUACAAAGACAAACUCAAUAGCAAAAAGGAGGAGGAUGGAUUGCAUUCGGUGAAUAUUUAGCAAAACAAAAGAUCAGGCAAGAGGUAAAAACUGCUCGAUCAUACUCGAUAUGAAAGUAUCAAAAUUAGUUAAAGAGGAACAGACAAAAAAUCCCUUGCUUUGGCAAAACGCAAGUGUAUCUUUUAUAUGGGAAGCAUAGUUACUUUGCUUGCCUCCCCGUCAUUGUUCAUGAGGCUACCUCUGAAACUUAUUUUCUCAAGUUUCUUACAAGUAAGAUUUCUAGAUAUAGAGUUGUCUUUCAGAUCAACAGCCUUCCUAGAAAGGUCAAGAAGAACAUAUCAGACAUACGAACAUUUGAUCAACCAGGUAUCCACCAUUUUGCUGACAGAAAAGGUAUGAUUUCCGUCAUUCUUUCUAAGAAAUACCAUGUUAUUUAUCUAUUUUAUUAUCUUGAACUUCAUAAGUUUUACGGAUUUAUACAAUGAAGAAUUAUUCCCCCUUGUUUUGUGAAAAAAAAAAGAAGCUAAGAUGGGAAUAGGAAUUGUUUGGCUAUGAAGAUAUGUUUUAAUGGCUGCAAAGCAAAAUAUACAGCUUUACCAUUCGAAGCAAAGGUCACAAGAAGAUGAUUCUGAUGAUUAUGUGGUAGAUUUAGGAAGAUUUGAUUCCUGUACUUGCUGAGAUCUUAGGCGAUGAUUAAAUUUUAAGUAACAAAAUCUUAAUGGCAAUGUUAAUUGUUAUCUUCUUUGGUCAAUUUGAGUUUUCAGUCUCCAUUCUGUAUUAAGAUGUUGAAAGACCGGUUUCUACAUAAUCUGAAUCUUCUGAGCAGGAAAGACUUCAAGUUAAAUAAGCAAUCUUUUUAACUAAAAGAACUAAACAAGAAGGAUACAUACUUACAAUUGGCUUUUGUUUGCCAAAGGCAAAUGAGACGGGGAUAUGACUAUGUUGAUGGUGAUCAGUUUGCAACAGCAGUUGCAGCUUCUGCUUUUGCUAUACAUUCCCUUGAAGAAUACCAGAAAAAGCUAAGGAAGGGAUCUGAAAUCGCUUUGGGAAGUGUUAGGACCAGGAAAGAUGAGCGUUCUUUGCCAAUAGAAACAGCUUCCUCUGGGAGGCCAUUUGGCCAGGGUAAUAGGACUACAUCCUUUGCAAGGCCUGUACCUUUUGCGGAACAAAAGCAAAAGGGCAACUCAAAGAAAUACAGAAAUGCAGAAACCAAAGCAGAUGCUUGGGAGAAAGCUCAGAUGGCCAAAAUUAAGAAAAGGUAUGAAAGGAUGCAGUCUGAUAUUCUUGCUUGGGAGCAUGAAAAGAAAAUGCAAGAGAAACUUCAACUGGAAAAGAAAAAGAGUGAGCUGGAGCUCAGAAGGGAGAGAAACUUGCAAUAUUACAGAAGCAAGCUGGCCAGGAUAGAUCAUAAUGCUGGAGGAGCCAGAAAACAGAUAGAAGAGAAAAGGAAGUAUGAGGAAUCUGUUGUGAAAGAGAAAGCAAGAAAUAUAAGAUCCACAGGAAAUGCUCCACUCAGAUGCUUCUGCUUCUAAUCACAAGGAACGAAAUUUGGACAGUGCCUAACGCUAAAUCCAAAAAUGCACAUAAAUUUCCAUUUUAUGUGGAAUUUGUACUGAUGAUUACAUACUUCCUGGUCUUUGAACUUUUAUGUAUAUUGGCUUUCAAAUGUUUGCAGCAUCUGCUUGAACUUUAACUGCAAUGAAGUUCUUCUUAGAAAGAUAUAA
Messenger RNA from Coffea arabica (coffee), 1752 nucleotides. RefSeq lists its product as uncharacterized. The record is from RefSeq and is a predicted model, not a curated record. NCBI's taxonomy places the organism in Eukaryota, Viridiplantae, Streptophyta, Magnoliopsida, Gentianales, Rubiaceae.